UCAUAGUGCACUCUGUCGUAUUUGCUUAAAAUUUAAUUGUUGAGGGAUAUUGCUGCCUUAUUGUAACACACUUUUUUCCCAAGGAUUUACUGUUCAACAACCGAAAUUCAAUAGCAAAAGGUGUUGAACUAUGGAUUUGUCAUCGGAAGAAAUUGUUGAUUCGUCACAAAAAUCCUGCAAGGGCAACCCACGUGGUACAACUAGUCGAAGCCGAACAUUACGCCAAACUAAGUACCGUUCGCAACGGCAAUUUACACCUAGAGUCACAAGGCAAAAUGCUAGUAAAAAACAAUCGUCAUGUGUACUUGAAAUUCCUGAAAGUUCCGAAGAAAACACGAGUUCAGCAAACAUUUCCGGAAGUCUUUUCAAUGGCCAACAAGAACUGUUGAAACAGUACCAGCAACAUGAUGAAUCAUUGAAAGAACGUGAUGAGGUACUGGAAAAAGUGUUGGAACAGUCUCGAAAAGUAUACGAGCAACUAAAGCUGCAGAACGAAACGAGGAAGCUGUUUAGUGAUAACACCGCUGUUAAUAAUGCUGAAACAUGCUGUUCGUCUCAGGAUGUGAACACGGGGGCAUUGUUAAAUUCGAAAGAUGAAAUCAAUUUUAAGCAUAUUGGAGUUCAAACAGAGCAACCAAAGCUCCAGCAUCAAACUGUUGCUCUCUCACCAAUUAGACAACCAAGCGUGUACAAAAAUGCAGCAUUACAAUUAUCACCAUUAAAAAUGCCAAACCAAGCUACAACUUCCGUAGGUUGCAAUACUGGCACAACCAUUCUAGCGGACGCUACGGUCCAAACCGUUCUUUUGGAAACUCGUAAUAUUGGCGUACAGAAGUAUCACAGCACCCGGGUUCGCGAGGCUUACGCACAAACUAGGACCGAAGAGCUGAGACGUCACGUGGCGAAACGAAACGUUUGCAUUCAACAUCGUUCGUAUGAAAUGCUGGAGUUGACAACCGACUGUGCUUUAAAUCUUGGUCUAGAAAUGAAAUGUGACCCAGCACGGUUACUGCGAAUGAUGUUGAGAUUGGCAUCCAAGCAAAACAAUCCGAAUGAGUCAUCGAAUAGUUCUGCUACAGCUGAUUUAACACCGGACGAUCCUUACUAUGCUAACUACGAAUACUUCAUGGGAGAAACUCCGGACGAAGGCACUGUUUCGCAUUCGGAUGUAGGUGAAAUAAAAAUGGAGUCGAGUUGCGUUGGUGAGGAAUUUUACUGAAAACUAUCGAUGAUUACAAAAAAAAUAAAUAAAUUCAUUAUAUUUGAUAUACUUGAGAAAUAAAAAAUAAAUAUAUGAGUUCUACUCCUACUUACAAACUAAUAUGGCACUAUUGGUCCACUGUCGUCG
Molecule: messenger RNA, 1348 nt
Organism: Malaya genurostris
Lineage: Eukaryota; Metazoa; Arthropoda; Insecta; Diptera; Culicidae
Exons: 2
Coding region: 131-1219 (362 amino acids)
Source: RefSeq, a predicted model, not a curated record